GUUGCCACAAUGAAGUUCAAGAGCCCCCCAGUCAACAGCCUCAGCCUGGACUUCCUCACCGAGUUUUGCAUAAGCUUGGAGAAGCUGGAGAACGACCGGGCCUGCCGGGGCGUGAUCUUCACAUCCGCCAUCCCUAAAAUAUUCUCAUCCGGCCUGGACAUCACCGAGAUGUGCGGGAAGAGCACGGAGCACUAUGCUGAGUUCUGGAGAGCUGUGCAGGAGAUGUGGCUCCGGCUGUACGGCUCGAACAUGGUGACAGUCGCUGCAGUCAAC
Molecule: messenger RNA, 273 nt
Organism: Phaethon lepturus (White-tailed tropicbird)
Lineage: Eukaryota; Metazoa; Chordata; Aves; Phaethontiformes; Phaethontidae
Product: enoyl-CoA delta isomerase 1, mitochondrial-like
Exons: 2
Biological process (GO): fatty acid beta-oxidation
Cellular component (GO): mitochondrion
Molecular function (GO): enoyl-CoA hydratase activity
Source: RefSeq, a predicted model, not a curated record